Messenger RNA from Anastrepha ludens (Mexican fruit fly), 1933 nucleotides. RefSeq names its product zwei Ig domain protein zig-8 (gene dpr2). Gene Ontology annotation, biological process: synapse organization. Gene Ontology annotation, cellular component: neuron projection membrane. The transcript has 4 exons. Bases 848 to 1774 code for a protein of 308 amino acids. The record is from RefSeq and is a predicted model, not a curated record. Lineage: Eukaryota; Metazoa; Arthropoda; Insecta; Diptera; Tephritidae.
UUGUGGGGAUGAGAACGUUGAGAUACAAGAGUAAUCACGCAUUCAAAGUGAGGAAUGGUACACUAUCGCCAAGGCGAAUUUCAAACGCCUUACUACACCGCCUAAUGUGCCUUUUCUUCAAGCCACUGAAACUACGCGCGCUCGUGCCGCUUCCAAAGCUGCAGCUGCCAUCAUUUAGUGGCGAUCACACCGAAUGGAUCACAUUUCAGGACACAUUUCUUUCGCUCGUCAAUGUCAAUGCAGGUCUGUCGGACGAACAGAAGCUACAAUAUCUUCGUAACUGUUUAAAAGCCGAGGCACUGGCAUUUGUAAGCAGUUUAUCAGUGAGUCAUAGCAACUACAGUGAAGCCGGGGACUUGCGAACCACAAGGUAUAAGGUUAUGCGAGUGAUAGUGGAUAGCUAUAGAGAAAUCACCGAAGGACUCCGCCAAGGCCAUCAAACACGUGCUUAACCAAACUUUGCAGCACAUUGGAGCGCUACGGGCACUCGGUCGGCCAGUGAAGUUCUGAGAUGAUUGGCUUAUCCACUUAAUUGUUUCAAAAUUAAGCUACGAAACUCGUAAGCAAUGGGAAUUAUCGCUUGUGGCAGACAAUCUGCCAUCAUUUACCGCACUUCGAGACCUAAUUUCGGCAAAUACAAGGCCAGCCGCAAAGAGCGUUCUCCACUCAACGUAUAACCGAGCCGAAGCACAUGGUUGUAAAUCGGCUGGUGCUCCUAAAGCAAUUGUGUGUACGUACUGGAUCGUACGUUAUUAAAUUUACUCCUGCUUAAAGUUUGGCCAACUUGACUCAAAGGUUAAGCUUACCGCAAUCAAGGUUCAAGGUGCUUGCUUGAACUGCUUGAGUAAUGGGCACGUUAUCGCUAACUGUCGCAGUCAAUCAUCGUGUCACAUAUGCCAGCGUCGUCAUCACACACUUCUCCACACUAGUCUCAACAAAUAACAGUGUGCUAACAAUGACACCAAUCAAACCGUCAACGUUACCUUGCACUAUGCUGAUACUGAAUGCGUUACACUAUUGGUUACGGCUGGGAGAAACGUACCAAGGGAGAAAGCAAGGUACGCUUGUCGGCACGGCCAUUAGACUCAACCUUUUACUGACACCGCCGGAUGCCAAAGCGUUCAUUACCGGCCCUCCUGCUCUUUAUGUGAAAGUGGGCAGUGCCAUUACGCUCACCUGUCAUGUAAAACAACCGUUAUCGGCGCCGGAUAUCGGUCCUAUCUACUGGUACAGAGCCAACUACAUGCUGACGCCUUUCGUGUCCCAUCCCAAUGAGGCCGCCAUCGAUAUGCAGCGCAUAUCAAUGGAAUCAAAGCUGGGCGUAAAGCUGCAAAGCCGGCUGCGUAUAGCGAACGCACAACUUAGUGAUUCGGGCAACUACACCUGCAUGCCGACCACUGCUGAAGCAGCCAGUGUGAUGGUGAAUGUCAUAAACGAUGAAAAUCCAGCGGCCAUGCAAAAAAGUGCAGCUUCACAUUUACAAAGCUACUGUGUUAUUCUCCUUUGUCUAGUAGGACUCUCAGUGGGGUGGUUAUCCUCGCUUUGUUCACUACAUUCGCCGCAACAUCAUCAACGGCCGCAGCAAUUCAAUAAGAUUCAACCAGUGCUCAAGUCAGUAGACACACCAAAAUUCAAGCAUAUGAAAGGCGAAUCUAAUUCAGCGCUAAAUAUUUACUUUUAUUUGCUAUAUGACACGUGGGGUCUCGCAAAAGGUGAACAAAUUUACGUGCGUACAUGUUCGUUCCAUAAAAUAUUUAGAUAUGAGAAAAGAUAAAAUUUCAUGUAUUUAAGGAAAAGUUUAGUUACCAAAAAAUGCUAUCCAUAUAAAUUUUAAUAUAGUAUAUUCAUACAUACAGACGUCAGAUGUGUGCUUGACUUAAAUAAUCGAAUUCUUUUAAAUGUAAUACAGAUACAUAUGUACAUUUAUUAAUAG